AUUCGAUGCCAAUUUUCCAGCAGCUCCACAGUUCGGUUGUGACCGUGUGGUGUGUGUGUGUAAUGCUUCACAACUUUCCUCAGCGGCCACCAAACUUACGAAAUUCUUGGCUACCAGCAGAAGAGCACAAGCUCAAGCAGCUGGGCCUGCUCUUAAGCCCCCUCUAGCCAUAUUCCCCCCACGCUUGGUCCCUGCCCGUGCCCUCACCCAACACACUGUCGCCGGCAGUUUUGCACAUAAAAACAGCAACGGCAACGACGAAAACGAAAAUUUAACGACUGCGCAACGUGACGCAUUAUUUGUCUGGCUUGGUCUGUACGGCCGGCCUGGCCUGGCCUCCGUCUGCAGCAAAAGCUAGCUGCCGCCAGAAAUUGCUUUUGCUCGCUGGAAUACAUAUAGCCAGCCAGGCCGCCUGGCCUGCCCUCCGCAACCACACUCUCUGCCACCUCACGGUCCCAGUCCCAUUCCCGGUCUCAGUCUCCCCAUCAACCUCUCUCUCUCCUCUCCCCUCUCCCCUCACCGCUCUACACUCUUCACUCCCUGCUGCUGCCGUUUUUAGUAUUUCGCACUCUGUGCACGGCGACGGCUGCAAACAUUUUUGCAUGACUGACUGAAAGCCGCCUGCGCCUGAGUCACUUACACAAGCACACACAAAUGCACAGGCCAGACGCUGACGCUGGCCGCACCGUGGAGUAAUGGUGCCGGAGUGUGAGGGGGAGGAAGGGAGUGAUGGUUGUAGAAGUGGAUGUGGAUGGCGUGGAGAAGGAGGAGGAGUAGAGUAACUGUUGGCUGGUCUUGGUCGUCGUCUCGGUCUCGGUCUCCGUCUGUCUCUGUCUCUGGUCUGGCGUGUUUAUAAUUUGAUUUCGCUGCUUCUCUCCUUCGUUUGCUUGCUUGCUCUCUGCCAGGCUUUUGCGAUGGAUGGCAAUGGAGAGCAGAGCAGCAUUUCCUGUCGCUCAGCUCGAAUUGGCUAGGCCUACGAAGGAAUCUUAAUGAAGUCAUUGUGUUGUGUCCUCACACAACGUGUGCUCCCAGUAUAUACUAUAGGCUCGCCGGGACCCGAUUGUAUUAUACCGGUAUCACUACAGUUCGCUUGAAAAUCGUCCAUUAACUGCCCUCACAGUAUUCUAUGCUAAGCGGCUGCCUAGAGGCAAAAAUAGUUGUCAACCCCAAAGCAGGGGAAAGACUUGUCGCCAAAACUACUAAAACCUUUGAGUGUUAGGAAAAUCUCUUAGGCAUCGUGAUAAUGCCUACCGCAAGUUUAAAUUCUCGUAAGCUGAAUUCCAGUCGGUAGUCUCAGCGGCAGGGUGGAAUACUUACUGGCAGCCCUUCUAAAAAGCAAACACUGCACCACCGUUGCAACUGCUGGAAAGUGUGUCCGAUAUCUACCAUAAAUAUUUCGUCACUAUGGGAGCUACAUAUGUACAUAGUAUGUACACAAAUGUGUAUAUAUGUACACAUGAAUUACGAACCAUAGGAACCCGUGGCAGCUUUAUGAUAUUGAUAUUGAUAUGUAUGUAGAUGCUAAAUCCGACCGACUCCGACAAAUGAUUCGCUUUGAUUCAAAAUUUCAUUGGGAUAGUUUAGUUUAAAGCUCAGAAAAUAAAUAUCAGAUCAUCUUUCAACUAAUCCUACAAUGUGCACAGUGCCAAGCUGAUUCUGUCUAAAAAAAGCUCAGAUCUAAAUUUUGAAAGCUUUUUAGCUCCAGUUUCGCUUUCGGCUCAUGAGAAGUGUGCGCGAGGCGGCCUAAGAUAAGCGACUAGCAGAUAAUUAAGUGCCAUGCUAAAAGACUAGGAGAGGGGAGAAGCUCAAAUGGAAACCGAAUGGGAACAUUUCUGACGAUUCUUUAGGACAGAGACAGGGACAGUGACAAUGACAAAGAGUUUUUAGCCGAAAGAUCGAUCGUUCCUACCCAAAAAGCCACGAGAGAAGCGUUGCUGCUGCUGUUGCCGUUGAUUGUGGUUGUGUGUGUGUGUUAUUGUAAUAAACAAGCAUUUACUAUACGCCGUUAGCCGAGAGACAAGUGAAACAAAGAAAGAAACAAACAAAAAGUGCAUUGAAAGAGAGAGUGGGAGACGGUGGACGGAGAACGCGCAAAGAUGGCGCCAAAAAAAUCAACAAUUGUGCUUAAUGUGGAACAAUUCAUUCACGACAUCGAGGAGCGGCCGGCCAUAUGGAAUCGCAAUUUUCACUGCAACAAGGCGUUCCUCGAGCAGAUGUGGGACGAGCUGAGCGGAGCGCACAAGCUGGCGAAGAUUGUGCUCAAGGCCAAGUGGAAGGGGCUGCGCGACAACUUCCGGGUGGAGUACAAGCGGAUACCGCGUGCCGACAACGGCGACUUCCUGGUAGAUCCCGCCACCUUCGAGUCCAAGUGGCUGCACUAUUACGCCCUGCUCUUCCUAACCGAUCACAUGCGUCAUCGCCUGCCCAAGAACGAGCAGGAUCAGUCCUUCUACUUCAACCAGCAGAGCGAGGACUGCGAGAAGACUGUGGUGGAGCCAGACCUAACAAACGGCCUGAUACGACGACUGCAGGACAGCGACGAGGACUACGACGAGGAUGAUAUGGAGGGCGUUGCGGACGGCGAGGACAGUGAGGGCACCCUAGAGGAUGCCAUGCCAACGCCUCCGGCCGCCCACCAGACAAACCAAGUGAGCACCACGCCGCUGGCCACGGGCGUCCUGAGGGCGCAGGAGGAGGCGCAUCAACAUGCCCUGCUCAAGGCAGGCCUGCUGCGCGCACAGUUGAUGGAGCUGGAGAGGGAGGCGGAGGACCUGAGCAAGAAGCCGACCCCGCCCCCAUCUCAGGCGCUGCUGGUGCAGACAAUAUUGGACCCACCGGCCGCCCACUGCUCCCCGCCGCCGAUGGUGACCACAACCUCGUCCCAAGUGGCCCAGUGCGGAUCAGACGCUGUACUGGCGCCGGCCACAACCACGUCCACGUCCGCCUCCUCGGUCUCCAGCAAUGUGGGGCCACUGGGCGCCAAGCGCUCGGUAUCCCCGCCGCCGCUGUACAACAAGGCCCACCAUCCGCUGGCGACAAUCGCUGCCGGGCAUCACACGGCCAAAGAGCGCAGCGACGACUUUGCGACUGCCACCGCCGGCGGGGCGAGUGGCGAACACCUCAGCUUCACCCAGCACUCCUAUGCCAAUGGGCUGAUACCUGCGUUAAAGUUGAAGCGACCACGGCUCUCCGAGGACAGCAACUUCAAUGGCUCCUCGACGAUGGAUGCGCCCCUGGUGCCAGAGGACGACGACUACCACUACUUGCUCAGCCUGCAUCCGUACAUGAAGCAGCUGACGGCGGCCCAGAAGCUGCGCAUACGCACCAAGAUACAAAAGCUCAUCUUCAAGGAGCUCUACAAGGAGGAUCUCGAGGAGUCAAAGUAGUGCUUCUCCUAGGCUCCUCCCUAGAUUCGCAUAACUCCCUCCCGCCAUAAGACUGUACAUACACACACACCCCCACCCCACACGCUCCCCCGUAGUGUAGCCGUAAGCAUUUAGUCUUAGACCGUACUUGUCCAUGCCAUGCUACUUGAUUGACUUCUAGUUGAGCGCCACUCUCCGGGCCCGUCCUGGGGAUGCGCCAUUUACGCCUAAGCUCGUAUACCUUGAAAAUAAACCGUGAACAUUAAAAACUGUAAACAUUACAAUGGCUCGAGAUCGUUUGCUA
This is a messenger RNA of Drosophila obscura, 3669 nucleotides long. RefSeq names its product CTP synthase (gene Ctps). The transcript has 4 exons. Gene Ontology annotation, biological process: CTP biosynthetic process; regulation of transcription by RNA polymerase II; pyrimidine nucleobase biosynthetic process. Gene Ontology annotation, molecular function: identical protein binding; CTP synthase activity; DNA binding. The record is from RefSeq and is a predicted model, not a curated record. The coding region runs from base 2097 to 3386 and encodes 429 amino acids. NCBI's taxonomy places the organism in Eukaryota, Metazoa, Arthropoda, Insecta, Diptera, Drosophilidae. Gene Ontology annotation, cellular component: transcription regulator complex; cytoplasm; nucleus.